Messenger RNA from Sinocyclocheilus grahami, 1763 nucleotides. Its product is annotated as contactin-4-like. The transcript is spliced from 11 exons. The record is from RefSeq and is a predicted model, not a curated record. Gene Ontology annotation, biological process: cell-cell adhesion. Lineage: Eukaryota; Metazoa; Chordata; Actinopteri; Cypriniformes; Cyprinidae. The annotation marks the transcript as partial.
GUGGAGUGGAUCCGCGCAUUCACCUCUGUCUGUGAGGCUGAACUGAGAAUACUCCAUGCGUAACGCGUUUACUUUACUUCUCAUUUGCCGCACAGUAAUCCAGCGGGGUACCAUCAGCGCAUCUUACCGUCUUUUAAGGAGUAUCUUGGAUUUCCGGAGGCAGAAAAACGCAGAAAGAAUUCCUCUGUGGCAGUUGCACCUGUGAAGAGCGCUCGUCUCGUCUCUGGCGUCGUGGAAUGGCUAGAGAGAUGCUGCUGUUACAGUGGCAGACGCGAAGAGGCUGAAAACUGUGGGAAGUCAGGCAGGGCACAGAGGAUCAAGUCUGGACAAAGACGGCAUUCUAUUUACCCUCAAUUGAAUGUGAGCUCUCGCUGACCUCCAAUAUUUAAAAUGAGGUUGUCAUGGAAACUGCUGGUGCUGCAAUUAUUCAUAGGAUGCCUUUCAGAAGGCAGCGGUCCUCUGAGGCCAGUAUUCACCAAACAGCCGGGAAGUAUUGUAUUCCCUCUCCAUCUUAAUGAGCCCAGCCGAGAGGUCACCUUCAGUUGUGAAGCCCAGGGACAUCCGCCCCCGUCCUACAGGUGGAAAAUUAAUGACAGCUUCAUCCUCCCUCAACCUGGCUCUCGAUACAGCAUCUCAGGAGGAAACCUUCGAAUCAGCCAGCUCAAUAAGGAAGAGGAUUCUGGUAUUUACCAGUGUCUGGCCUCCAACUCUUUCGGGACUAUUCUCAGCAGAGAAGCUAGUCUUCACAUUGCUUAUCUGGAGGAGUUUAAAACCCAGAGGAGAAGUCCAGUGAGCGUUAGAGAGGGGCAAGGUGUGGUUCUUCUCUGUGGCCCUCCAGCACAUAUGGGAGAGUUGACUUUUUCCUGGAUCUUUAACGAAUAUCCUUCAUUCGUGAAGCAAGACACGCGGCGCUUUGUGUCACAGAAAACAGGCAACCUGUACAUCGCUAAAGUGGAGCCCUCAGACGUGGGAAACUACACCUGUGUCGUGACUAACUCUGUGACCCAAAGCAGAGUUCAGGGACCUCCCACGCCACUUGUACUCCGCAGUGAUGGCGUUAUGGGAGAAUAUGAGCCAAAAAUUGAGAUCCAGUUUCCAGAAGUUGUGGCUGUUGCCAAAGGGUUGACAGUCAAACUGGAGUGCUUCGCUUUGGGAAAUCCAGUACCUGCUAUCACCUGGAGAAGACCAGACGGAGUUCCUUUUCCCAGAAAAGUGGAUGUUAACAAAUCCAGUGGUGUGUUGGAGAUCCCUUAUUUCCAACAGGAAGACGCAGGGCUAUUUGAAUGCAUGGCUGAGAACUCCAGAGGCAAAAACACAGUGAAGGGGCGACUCUCCUUCUAUGCGCCCCCUCAUCUGGUGGAGAAGCCUCAGGAUGUGCAGAAAGCCAUUGAUGAAUCUCUGCUGUGGGAGUGUAAGGCGAGCGCUAAGCCCAAACCUUCCUAUAGGUGGCUGAAGAACGGCGAGCUGCUUGAGUCCUUUGAGGACAGAAUCCAGGUGGUAAACGGGGGAUUGUCCAUCAGCAGGCUGACCCUGUCAGAUACUGGGAUGUACCAGUGUAUCGCCGAGAACCGUCAUGGCCGAGUGUUUGCGAACGCUGAACUCAGAGUCAUUGCAGUGGCACCAGAUUUCUCCUAUAGUGUGCUGAAGGCACAGACACUGGCUCGGCAUGGUGGAGAUGUUUUGAUUGAGUGCAGGCCCCGCAUGUCCCCGCGCGGGAUGAUCUCCUGGAGGAAGGGCAAAGAAGCCCUGCGAGAGAGCCACAG